CUGAUUUUUAUAAUAAGAUUUCAAUGUUAAAGCCCAAAUAAAAUCCAUUGGGCAAGAGAAAUCGAAGCCCAAUAAAAAACAUGUUAAUAACCCAUGCAAGUUUCGAACCUGCGACUUUCGCGUUAUUACCACGACACUCUAACCGCUAAUAAGCCAUCAAUUUUUAUAUAAGUAGCUAUAUUAUUUAAUUUAAAAAAUGGCUGAUGUCGGGCUGACAUUGUCGGGCUGAUGGGAGACUAAUGGUGAUGUGACAGAAGUAACAAAGAAUGAACAAGGUAAGCGAAGUUGCAGGCUUUGGAGUUGGCACUUUGUUAGUAUGUGCUACAAUUGCUGCCCCCAAAGUUGAUGCUUUCAUUUCUGCAUCAGGAAAUUAUCAGAUGCCUAGAUUGGACUGCACGAAAAAGUUGCAUAAUACUAGCAAUUCUAUGGGCUUGUGCAAGAGAUGCGGUGAUCUAAGGAUGAUAGCAUGCUCAAGAUGCAGAGGAACUGGAUUAACCAAAGAAAAUGGACCAUUCAGUUUUAGUGCUGAAUUGAAGGUAAAAUCUAUUGGAUGUACAAAAUGUCAAUCUAGAGGUCACUUCAGCUGUCCUGAUUGCUCUAAUAUACCUAAAGUUUGAUUCUCAAUCAUGCUAUUGAAGACAUAUCUUCUCUUAUGCUCAUGCUUAAUAUAUGAUCAUGAGCUGUCUUUCUGUAGCCAUUUUAAAACCUUUUGUCUUAAUACACUGGAUUUUGUAAAUACUCUUGUAGAUGGAGAUUUCUAUUUAUACUUAUUUCAUUUAUCAGUGUCAAUGUUAUAAUGGAUGUGUUAUAAAUCCUGUCUCUUCCCACCAUUGUACUUAAAACCUUUUUGCCUGAAUGCGCUGGAUUUGAUUAUUGCACUUAUCGUUGUAGAUUUGUGAGAGUGGCUUCUGUUUAUAUGUGUUUCGUUAUCCAUCCCAAAGUUAUAAUGGAUGUCCUAUGAAUCCUGGUU
Molecule: messenger RNA, 970 nt
Organism: Durio zibethinus
Lineage: Eukaryota; Viridiplantae; Streptophyta; Magnoliopsida; Malvales; Malvaceae
Source: RefSeq, a predicted model, not a curated record